Messenger RNA from Microdochium trichocladiopsis, 1030 nucleotides. RefSeq lists its product as uncharacterized. Lineage: Eukaryota; Fungi; Ascomycota; Sordariomycetes; Xylariales; Microdochiaceae. The record is from RefSeq and is a predicted model, not a curated record. The coding region runs from base 328 to 630 and encodes 100 amino acids. The transcript is spliced from 2 exons.
CUUUGGAAAGGACCCCUGGACUACGCUUCUGUGGACGGGUUGGAUGUCUCGCUUAUGCAGCCGCACAAUAUUCCUCUAUCAGUCUCCUUCACGCGCGCAGACAUCGAGAAACCUUGGCCACAACUGUCUAAUUACGAUUUAAUCCACAUCUAGCUUCUCCUUGGAGCUGUUCGCGAUUGGAACGCUGUAUACGCACAAGCAUAUAAAUCCCUCCAGCCCGGGGCCCGUCUAGAACAAGCAGAAAUCGAAUGGAGAUUCUUCAGCGAUGAUGGAACUCUAGAGUCCAGCUCAGCGCUUGUAAAAUGGAGCGACACGCUGUGUCGUGCUAUGCGGACGGCGGGACUGUCUCUUAAUAUCGACGGCCGAACGAGGGACAAGCUGGAAGCAGUUGGCUUUGUAGACGUCUCCGAGGCGAUCAUUCAACUGCCGAUAAACCCCUGGAGCAGUCAGAAACGCCUAAAGGAGCUCGGCGAGUGGUUUCAUGACUGCCUGAGCCAGGCAGUUCACUCAAUGAGCAUGGCGGCCCUCACAAGAAUCGAACAAUGGUCGAAGGAUGAUGUCCUCAGGCUUGUGGAAGAUGCGAGGGAGGAAGCUCGCAGACUCUCGAUUCAUGCAUACUGCAAACUGUGAGUCGCCCUACCAGUAGUAUGUGGAUGGCGAUGAUUGGUGGUGCUGAUUCUCCAGCUAGACAUGUAUGGACAGCAGAGAAGCCCGUCUCGACGAAGUCGUCAGAUUGAUGGCAUUAGGAUGGCGGGGUACCCUGACGAGUCUCUGUGGAGCUUACCUGCCAACUGGGACUUGGCAGUCACAGUCUGCGCAGCCGCCAAUGGGGACGCACGCUGCCCAACCUGGCGCUGGUCGGCCCCUCCACAUGUGGAGCGACUUCCUGGGAGUUCAAGAGUCAGUGACUAGGCUUCCAAGGGGCGACGGGUAAUCUCUGCCCUCCUGAGAGCUGGUGCUAGCGUCUUCGUGAACUCGUCAGCUCCUUCGUAACUUCUCAAAGUAGUGGCAGAACAAACCGACAUAGAGC